AUGGACACCGAGAAGGUUCGGCUCGAGGGGUUCUUCUACACGGCAAUUGCUCGUUUCCUCUUUCGGAACCCAGAUAGGCAAGACCGACUAACCCCAGAAACAAUUGGGGACAUUGCUGCCAGGUGGGAACUGGGCAGCGAAAUCACAAUUGCCCAUGUCGAGCCCGGGCACCCAGACUGUCCUCCAACCAUGGACCCUGACAAUCCGGGAUGCAUUAUCCUCUCUAGUGUGAGGGAACAGGAGAAGGCCUUUAGAGAAAAUAUGGCCAUGUAUGGGAGCGAGAAUCCCAACAACGAUGUUCUUGGGGAUGGUAGUGAGGAUGAGGGGGCUAAUUCUUCUGAUGUUCAAAUGGUCGAUACUCCAGGAAGCACGGCCAGGCAAAGGAAGCGAAAGAGGGAUAACGAGUUGACAUCAAUUUCCACGGUUUAA
Fusarium graminearum PH-1 is the source of this 429-nucleotide messenger RNA. RefSeq lists its product as uncharacterized. NCBI's taxonomy places the organism in Eukaryota, Fungi, Ascomycota, Sordariomycetes, Hypocreales, Nectriaceae. Bases 1 to 429 code for a protein of 142 amino acids. The transcript has a single exon. The record is from RefSeq and is a predicted model, not a curated record.